Anneissia japonica is the source of this 3199-nucleotide messenger RNA. RefSeq names its product organic solute transporter subunit alpha-like. The transcript has 8 exons. The record is from RefSeq and is a predicted model, not a curated record. Gene Ontology annotation, molecular function: transporter activity. Lineage: Eukaryota; Metazoa; Echinodermata; Crinoidea; Comatulida; Comatulidae. Gene Ontology annotation, biological process: transport. The coding region runs from base 279 to 1490 and encodes 403 amino acids.
UUCAUAAUAACGCUCACUUCUUCAAAUGGAAAUUCAGGACAAUGCUACUACGGGACUAAACUACUGUAAAGAUCAUAUGAGUGUGACCAGCUUCGUUGUCUACAGAGAACAGAAUGUAAAUAAUAUGUUAGAACGAAUUAUGGUAAGCUUUUAAAGUUCCAGUUUCAUGAGACGUUCAGAAACUGGCCUAUACAAAGGCCACCUCGAGCAAAGUGCCGCCGAAUGUUGAUUUUUUGUUCUUCUGGGCCUUCAGACUUUCAAAGGUCUGUAUUAUCAACAUGGCGGAUGGUGAUGCCAAUAACUGUUCGUUCGAUUUCGAAGAUCCAACAACGUCUCAACUUCUGCAAGCUAUAAACGGCAAUUAUGCAUCGACGACUACACUAGUAGCAGCCACCAUUUUAUCUAUUAUUACUUUCAUCGUGUUCAUCGAAGGAGAGAUAUUCGUUUGCCGAAAAAUAGCCAGUCGACGCAAGGUUCAGCUAUCUUUCAUUAUGGGUAUAUAUCCAGUAUUCUCAGCCACGUCUCUGAUUUCUUUGUAUGUGCCACGGGCGUCUUUGGUAGCACGGUUCACUGCUCAGGUAUAUCUCUCAGUUAGUUUACUGCAAUUCGUCAUGCUUAUUACCGGUUAUUUCAAGACACGAGACAAUAUGCAACGGUUACUCAAAGGCAGCAUACUACCUCUAGGAAGUCCGCCAUUACUCAUAUUUGCAUCGUGUUGCCUACCAAAGAUACCUAUUACAGAAGAAAAUUUAUUGAAAAUUGUACGAACAAUAAAAGCAGCCGUCUUACAAGUUGCGGUUCUAAAGCCCAUAUUGUGGUUUGUUGCAACCGUACUUUGGACAAAUGGGUCCUACAAACCCGGCAAGAUAGGAUUACACGAGCCUUUCAUCUUCUUUCAAGUGGCAUCGUUAUUGUCAACUCUUAUGGCCCUCAACGGCAUCAUCAUUUUAUUCAGACUAUGCAAAGAACCACUGAAGAAGUUCAAGAUAACUCCAAAGUUCUUUACAGUGCAGCUUGCUCUAGUGCUUACCACAACACAAAGUAUUCUGAUAGCUAUUUUCAUAUCUGCUGGUGUUAUCACGUGCCGGGGUCCGUUUGGAGCAAGAAUGCGUGGGAGCUAUAUUGAUAACUUGCUAACUGUUGUUGAGAUGUUUUUCUUCAACAUUAUGGCUACAAUAUGGUAUCGGCGUACAGAAGGAAACGUUGACCCGGAAGAACAACUUCAAAGACGAUACUACGCGCAACUGUCGUCUACAUACAAAGUUGACCCCGCCAUCCAGAUUGCUCUUGGAGACGAAACGGAUGUAAUGACGUCACUCACCAGCGAAACAUCCUCUCGGACUUUGGACAGUAACUCAAACGAGGGAAUCGUCAAGCCAUUAGUAAUACACAGUGCUGACAGUAACGGAAAAGUCAAUAAUAACGGGUCACAUUAUGUGGUAAAAAUCCAGGACAAUCAGCCUGAAAGCAAUGACUCGACAGAUAUAUAAACUAUCCGUAACGUGUCAGGAACCUUGAAAUCAGGGGAAAUGGUGGAAAGGUGAAAUGGGGAUGUAUGGGGUGGGGAGGGGGAGCGCGAAAGUUUGCGAGCAAAGUAAGAUGAUUUUAACCUACUUGAGCGUAAUUUUUUGGCUCCAAACAUUUCCAGUGGAGGGUGACUGGAGGUGGGGGAGCGGCUUUUAUGGGUGGGGGAGCGUGUGUCCCGCACACUUAGAUGCGCCACUGUAAACUACGGACCAUGUACAUUAACUUAUACUGGCGUUAUUGGCAUAUGGAUGCAUUUUGUAUAGCAUUUAGUUGAUGGACUCAAUAAGACCGGGGAACAGUUAAAUUACCAGGGAACUGUAAUUUCUCUGUUCCCUGAUAAGACAUUCCAUUAUUUGACGAAAUGUUUGUAUUUUUGGGUGGUUGUCUCAAAACCAAUCAAAUGUUCAUUCAGUUAUUGUGGUAUCAUUCUAUGUCCCCGACGAGAAAAAAGAGGGCGUGGCCGAGCGCCUCUCAGUGGGCCAGUAGGUGACAUUUUAUGGGUUUCAAAGGCUUAUUUUUAAUCGAUUUUAGAGUCUACUAAUAUGUAGAAAAUACAUAUAUUUGUUUUUCUCCCCGACGAAUUGUGGUUUUGGGGCAGCUUUUCCCGACUGGGAGAUCUGCCCCGCUUCCCACUGGGGCUACCCCUGAAAUAAAAUAGCCUAAUAGUAAUGAUGGUGCUCCUAUUGAUAAUGCCGAUGGCGAUGAAAACGUAGAUGACGACGAUGAAAAUAUAAAUAAUCAUAAUAGACCUAAUCAACUCCCCUCCCCAAAAACAGAACUAUAAUCAAAUUUCUAAUAUGCAUAUAUGCAUAGGAAGAUUUUUAGGCUCAUUGCAACGAAGGUCCGUAAAAUAUUGAAAUAAGAAAUUGUUUUAUCAAUUCCUUGUGCCAUCGACAUGGUGAUGUAAUGGAAGAUAUAACAGACCAGUUCAGUGCUGUCUGAAAUAUGUAAACUUAAUAGUACUUGUAUAAUUGCUUAUAAUAAUGUGUUAGGCCUAUAACAUCUGAUAAGAUGCCACCAAAGACCAUUUUAAGUGUGAAUAUAUACUUUAUGUGAUUUAUUAUUCAUUGUACAGUAUUGCAUAUUCAACGCACGACAAGUGCAGUUCCGUCCUUAGUUAGCUAAUAUUUAUAUAUUUAUUGCUUUUUUUUUUCUUAAUAAUCAUUGCAAAACGCAUUUAUAACACAUAUUUAACGCAGCUGGACGAAUUCCUAGCUUCAAAACCGGUCGAAUUGUAGACGCAUGUCUAGAUUUCUUUGUAAUAAACUGUGGUAACACGAGAAAAACGGGGCGGAUCCAGGAUCCCACGAGGAUAUCCCUUCCCGGAAAAAAUAUAGAAAAAAUAUAAAAGAGAAAAAAGGGGAAAAAAGAAAGGAGAAAGAAGGGAGCACGGUACUUCAAAAAUUUUGAUUAAAAUUCCAUAACAGAGUGUCUAUUUGAUGAGCGUUUUAAACAAAAUUCUCAAACACCCCUCCCUCACCCGACGUGUACCCGAUGCACCCCUCGAUACCCGUAAUGACAUACACAGUAACGCUAAGGAGUCUAUGGUGAAUGUUAACCACAGUUUAUUACAUUGUUUACGUUUUAAAGCGGUUUAUUUGUAUAUAUUAAACUACUAUUUUCAUUUGUAUGCUACACCUCGAGAAUACAUUUUUUUGAAAGAAGAAACCAA